Menidia menidia (Atlantic silverside) is the source of this 3654-nucleotide messenger RNA. NCBI's taxonomy places the organism in Eukaryota, Metazoa, Chordata, Actinopteri, Atheriniformes, Atherinopsidae. The record is from the annotation of a GenBank genome assembly.
AUGGAAGGGAAACGUCAAACCCGUGCCCAGCUCGAAGCGCUGCCGCGGGUAGGAGAACAGCGAGGCACAAAGGAUGGGAGAGGCCAGUUGAACGGAGUAGCUCCAGCCUUAGCCAACACAUUGGCUAAGGCUGGGGUGGAUCUGCAGCCGGGCCUGUGCUGCGGCAUGGAGCCCCGCUGCAGGAUCGGGAUGUGCCCUGUUCAGUGCAAACACCGAGCCUGCACCAAAGAUGGCCAGUGCUGCCACGACCAGUGUCUGGGCGGCUGCCUGCAGGCUCACUCGGCCGGCCACUGCGUGGCCUGCCGCGGCCUCCAGCACGAGGGCAGCUGUGUGGAGCGCUGCCCGCCAAACCACUUCACCUACAAGGACUGGCGCUGCGUGUCUUUCGCCUUCUGCCAGGAUCUGCACAACAGAUGCAAGCGGGAGAAGGAGCGCAGCAAGAACACCGACUGCCACGAGUACGUCAUCCACAACGGCGCCUGCAUCCCCGAGUGUCCCUCCGGCUACACCACCGUCAACUCCACCUCGCUCAACUGCUCUCCCUGCGCGGGGCUCUGCCCCAAGGUGUGCAUGGGGCUGAAAACAGUGGACUCCGUCACGGCUGCCCAGUCUUUAAGAGGCUGCACCAUUCUCAACGGGAGCCUGGUUAUCAACCUGCGAGGAGGAAACAACAUUGCAGCUGAGCUGGAGGCCAGCCUGGGCCAGCUGGAGGAGAUCACUGGCUACCUGACAGUACGGCGUUCCUACGCCCUUGUAUCCCUCUCAUUUUUCCGCAAUCUCCGCAUUAUUCAUGGGGAAGAACAGGAAAUCGGGAAUUACUCCUUUUAUGCCCUGGAUAACCAGAACCUGCGGCAACUCUGGGACUGGUCCAAACACAAGCUCACCAUCAAGCGGGGGCGCAUGUUUCUCCACUACAACUCCAAGCUCUGCAUGUCUGAAAUCCGCAAGAUGGAGGAGGUGACGGGAACCAAAGACCGGCAGGUCAAGAAUUACAUCGCCUCCAAGACCAACGGAGACCAAGCCUCAUGUGAGAACCACGUGUUGAGGUUCACACAGAUCCGAACCCUGAGCAAUAAGAUCAUGAUAAAGUGGGAAGCCUUCUGGCCUCCAGACUUCAGGGAUCUGUUGGGCUUUAUGGUGCUCUACAAAGAAGCACCCUUUCAGAACGUAACUGAGUUUGAUGGGCAGGACGCCUGCGGCUCCAACAGCUGGGUGAUAGCCGAUGUGGACCCUCCACGCCGAGCCACGGAGGGCGAAAAGGAGCAGUUUGAACCGGGUCACCUCAUUCUGCCUCUGAAGCCCUGGACGCAGUAUGCCAUCAUGGUGAAAACCCAGCUGUCGGCCUCUGACGAGCACCAGAUCCACGGAGCCAAAAGCGAGAUCAUCUACGUUCGCACCAACGCCACCACUCCGUCAGUCCCGCUGGACCCCAUCUCCUCCUCAAACUCCUCCUCUCAGAUCAUCCUCAAGUGGAAACCUCCCAAUGACCCCAAUGGAAACAUCACUCACUAUUUGGUCUUUUACCAGCGCCAGCGUGAGGCCAACGAGCUCUACAAGUUUGACUACUGCCAGAAGGGGAUGAAGUUACCGUCCCGGGUGCCUACUCAGGUGGACAGCGAUGAGGAGCAGAAGAAGAACCAGACCGAGGACCUGGGCCUGGAGACUCGCUGCUGCGCCUGCCCAAAGACGGACAAGGAGCUCAAGAAGGAGAAGGAGGACUCAGAGUACCGCAAAACCUUUGAGAAUUACCUCCACAAUGAAGUCUUUGAGAUAAGACGUUCGAGGCAGCGGCGCUCUGCGAUGGGGAUCGCCAACAAAACGCUCCCCUUCAUCGGCGCCUCCCCGAGCCCGCCCGGGGGCACGGCCAUCCCCGAUGAUGAGGACGAGGAAACUUUCGAAAGCACAAAGACCAUGGUCACCGUCCACGCCAAAGAGUCCACCGUCAUAUCCAACCUGCGUCACUUCACCAGCUACCAGAUCGAGAUCCACGCCUGCAACCACCCCACCGACCCCAACCGCUGCAGCAUGGCAGCGUAUGUCAGCGCCCGCACCAUGCCCGGAGAUAAAGCCGAUGACAUCUUGGGUCCGAUCCAUUACGAGGUGACAGAAAACACUGUGCAUGUAAGGUGGCUGGAACCAGCAGCCCCUAAUGGGAUAAUUAUCCUGUACGAGGUGAACUACAAGCGACUGGGAGACUCUGAGGAGCUGCACUACUGCGUGUCAAGGAAGAUGUACAAAGUCGCUCGUGGCUGCAAGCUGAAAGUAAUGCAUCCCGGGAACUACACCGUGAGGAUCCGGGCCACCUCUCUGGCCGGGAACGGAUCGUGGACCGAGCCCACAUACUUUUACGUUCAGGACGCAAGUGACCCUCUCUACGUCCUGAAGAUAGUGAUCGGACCAAUCAUCUGCUUUGUCCUGCUGCUGUUUGUGUCUCUGGCCGGAUUUGUGAUGUUCAAAAAGAAUCAAACCCAAGGUCCCAGCGGUCCCAUUUACGCCUCUUCAAACCCCGAGUACAUCAGCGCAGCUGAUGUGUAUGAGGAGGACGAGUGGGAGGUUCCACGGGACAAGAUCAACAUUUUGAGGGAACUGGGACAAGGCUCCUUCGGCAUGGUCUACGAAGGCAUAGCCAAGGACAUCAUAAAGGGCGAAGGGGACACGCGUGUAGCUGUGAAGACCGUGAAUGAGUCAGCCAGCCUGAGGGAGCGAAUCGAGUUCCUGAACGAGGCCUCGGUCAUGAAGGCGUUCAGCUGCCACCAUGUGGUGCGACUCCUGGGAGUUGUUUCCAAGGGCCAGCCCACGCUGGUCGUGAUGGAGCUGAUGACCCACGGAGACCUGAAGAGCUACCUGCGCUCUCUGCGCCCCGACGCAGAGAAUAACCCCGGCCGCCCACCGCCCACUCUGAAGGAGAUGAUCCAAAUGGCUGCUGAGAUCGCAGACGGCAUGGCUUACCUUAAUGCCAAGAAGUUUGUCCACAGGGACCUGGCGGCCAGAAACUGCAUGGUGGCUACUGAUCUGACGGUCAAAAUAGGAGACUUUGGGAUGACCAGAGACAUCUAUGAGACCGACUACUACAGGAAAGGUGGGAAAGGCCUGCUGCCCGUCAGGUGGAUGGCCCCUGAGUCUCUAAAGGACGGCGUCUUCACCGCACACUCGGACUGCUGGUCGUUUGGGGUUGUGCUGUGGGAGAUCAGCACACUGGCAGAGCAGCCCUACCAGGGCCUGUCCAAUGAGCAGGUGCUGAAGUUCGUCAUGGAUGGAGGCUGCCUGGACCGGCCGGACAACUGCGCCGACCGACUACACAACCUGAUGCAGAUGUGUUGGCAGUACAACCCCAAACUGCGCCCCACCUUCCAGGAGAUCAUCGAGAUGCUGCGGGAAGACCUGCAUUCCUCCUUCCAAGAGGUCUCCUUCUUCUACAGCGAGGAGAACAAGCCCCCAGAGAGCGAGGACUUUGACCUGGACAUGGAGAACAUGGAGAGCAUCCCGCUGGACCCCUCGUCGUAUUCCCAGAGGGAGCAGUGCUUGGACAGGGACGAGGCCUCCUCCAUGGGUCUGAGGGGCAGUUACGAGGAGCACCACAUCCCCUUUACACACAUGAACGGGGGAAAGACCAACGGACGAAUACUGGCCCUGCCACGGUCCAGCCCCUCCUAA